CCUCACUUCACCCCCAAUAGGGAUAAGAAGAGGCUUCUGUUUUGCCUUUGGGGCAUGUAGGUGUGUAUGCCAAGGCAUCUCAGAAGCAGAGAAGGGAAGAGAGAAUGCAAAGUCCUGCGUAGAGCAAAGCUAGUGAACACAGCAUCUGCUCCAGGCUUAGCAGCUGGAUUGAAAACAGAAGAUCUCCAGCCGCCUGCUGCAUUGCUGCAGGUGAGCAUGGAAAUUCAGUUGCUCUUUAUAGGAAAGGUCCGGAAUACUGGGAAAGGACUUCGCCCUCUCAGCCACUGCUAGAGAAAACUUGUGCUUAGCUGAUGCUUUUAGCAAAAAAACACAAUAUAAAGGGAGCAUAAAAGCAUUCUCGGUGGUGAUGGUUCCCUCCAAUCUGCAGGAUGAAAAAUGAAUAGAGGUAAAUGGCAUCUUUGCAAAGUCUUUAUAAUGUUGUUUUGAACCGAAAGCCUCAUUGCUGCUUCCCAAGUAGCUGCUCUUGACAACAGGAGGGGAGAAUUAAAUAUUCCCUGCUUUUAUCUUUCUCCUUCCGGAGCUGAAGUAGGCAAUCUUGGAGGAAAGUGAAAAUAAAGCAAGAAGCGGCAUCUUUGUAAUAGAUGGAAGGCUCUCCAAACUCUGUAGGGCGACAGAUUUUUAAGUGUGACUCUUAAGACCAGCUGUUCUUCAAGAUAGCAUUCUUCACUUCAAAUAAAACAGUUGCCCUCUCCAUCUCUGGAAGAAGAAGAGAAGAAGCCUAGAGAAAAGAAACAUUGAGGAGUGGAUCUUCUUUCAGUGCUCCAAAAAGGACAAAAUUAACUCCUUUGCUUCUACGGCUGGAGAAGAAACCAGGAGACUGACAGCAACAUGGAAGACGAGACAGGGGACAGUUUCUAUCCUGUCAACAGCAGCCUACUCUCCCCUAAGAAUGAAAGCCACAAUCAGAUGUUUAGAGGGAACUAUACCUUCUCCUCCUAUUACCAACACUCUUCUCCUGUGGCUGCCAUGUUCAUCGUUGCCUACACCCUCAUCUUCUUCAUGUGCAUGGUUGGCAACCUGCUGGUGUGCUUCAUUGUGCUGAAGAACCGCCAGAUGCGAACUGUCACCAAUAUAUUUAUCCUUAAUCUGGCCAUCAGUGAUAUCUUGGUGGGGAUCUUCUGCAUGCCAACAACCCUAGUGGACAACCUAAUUACAGGCUGGCCAUUUGACAUUGCCAUGUGCAAGAUGAGUGGGCUCGUCCAAGGGAUGUCUGUCUCAGCUUCCGUUUUCACCCUGGUAGCCAUAGCAGUGGAAAGAUUUCGUUGCAUUGUGUACCCAUUCAGGCAGAGGUUAACCCUAAAGAAGGCACUAAUCACCAUUGUAAUCAUCUGGGUCUUAGCCCUGAUAAUUAUGUGCCCCUCAGCAGUCACCUUGACCGUCACCAGGGUUGACUACCACUUCAUGGUAGAUGCCUUCAACCAUUCCUACCCACUCUACUCCUGCUGGGAAGCCUGGCCAGACCAGGAGAUGCGUAAGAUCUAUACCACUAUUCUUUUCUCUCACAUUUACCUCGCUCCUUUCACUUCCAUUGUUAUAAUGUACACUCGUGUUGCCUUCAAACUGUUCAAAUCAUCUGCACCCAUAUGCGGCUCGCAGUCAGAGGACAAUGAGGGGAGAAGGAUCUCCAAGAGGAAAAUCAGAGUGAUCAACAUGUUGAUCAUUGUGGCAUUGUUCUUCACUCUCUCGUGGUUGCCCCUAUGGACUUUAAUGCUCCUCACAGACUAUGGGAACCUAACGGAGUAUCAACUGAACCUCAUUACAGUUUAUUUUUUCCCCUUUGCUCACUGGCUGGCUUUCUUUAACAGCAGCGUUAACCCAAUCAUCUAUGGGUAUUUCAACGAGAACUUCCGGAGGGGAUUCCAAGAGGCCUUCAAAUUUAAGCUCUGCUUCAUGGAGAAGAGGGAUAAAGACACCUAUUCAGACAGGAACAACAGUGGAUUGCUUUUUGGGCCACGUAAUCGGAUUUUUGUUGAAGUCCAAGGCAGUGACUUGGCACAGCCCUCUGAAUCCGGCCAAAGCAGUCUUUUGCAAGCAGGAUUAUUCCCAAAAAGAAAUGGACGGGCAGCUCACCAUGGGCUGAUGGUUGAGCAUUUUGACAGUAAAGGUUGCUCUCCUAAAACUGUUAGUGUCUCAGCUUGGGAUAUGUAAGGAUAUCUGACACUCCACGGGCUGAUGCUGACUUUACUAGAUACCAUUGUGUCAUUUUUUUCAGAGCUUAUGUGAACCAAAUGCAUUGUAAGAUGGAUGGUGAAAACAAAAUAUUUUACCCUUUGUAAUCUGUGAAGGGACAUGGGAUUUCCUUAUCCCAUAUGGAGGGUUUUUCUCUUCUUCUCACCACAAGUUUUGAAACUCCAACAUGACUUUUAUAAAGUGUUUCGAUUUAUAGAUGCUUAGCCCUUCCUCAAACCAGGUCUCAGACUGGAUUGUGUGGCUCCAGGCUUUCCUUCUGUGUUAGAAGGACAAAAGACACAACAUAUAUUUUGAAGUAGGCUGUGGCUGGUCAACAAUGUAAUUUAUUGGACACUAUUGGUGUGCUACCUCAAUAAGGGGACAACAUAGGAAGGCUGAGAAAUAGAAGAAGAAAAGCAUCCAUUUUCGAAACAAUGGGACAAAUAAAAUAUACCGCAUCAAUCUAAUACUCCCGUUAACUUAUGUGACACUGUCAGGGCAGAAAUUAACAUUAUGUCAUGGUUGUUAUUUCUACAGAGAGCUUGGACAAGUUACUUUUGUGGACUACAACUCCCAGAGUCAUCUAGUCAACAUGGUGAGCAGAUAUUCCAAACUGUGAACUAGUGACAGGAAGGAAAAAUAAUGGUAAUGGCAUUUCUGUGAUCACAGAAAAUUACUUUGUGUAAAGGGCUCAACUGGGUUGUGGUUCCAGUUCUCUUCUGCUUGUACAGAGGUAAUUUGCCUGCUAAUCCUGGGCAGGUGAUCGAAAGCUUGCUACUUUUUCAUAUUUCCUCCUUUCUCUGCAGGAAGAUUGCCCCCAUAUUUCUUCUGACUUAUUUUACAACAUAUUUGGGAUACAAAUCAAAUGCUCUACUGCUGUGCCUCAUACUAGCCAGGGCCUGGGGAAUGUGUGUGUGUCUAGAUGCUGCUGUGGCCUCCAUCAUCCAUCCCUCCAUAUGGGCUAUGCAGUCUCUAUUCGUUGCACUUCAUAGCAUCAGCCAGUGGAAGAAGAUUCAGGAAUCUAUGCACAGAAGAGAGGAGAGGGAGG
Molecule: messenger RNA, 3238 nt
Organism: Anolis sagrei ordinatus
Lineage: Eukaryota; Metazoa; Chordata; Lepidosauria; Squamata; Anolidae
Gene: NPFFR1
Product: neuropeptide FF receptor 1
Biological process (GO): G protein-coupled receptor signaling pathway; cellular response to hormone stimulus
Cellular component (GO): plasma membrane
Molecular function (GO): peptide binding; neuropeptide receptor activity
Source: RefSeq, a predicted model, not a curated record